AUGGCAGCUCGUCCACGUACAGCUCAACCAGUGGCUGUCAACAGCGAGUCUGAGGAUGAAGCCCACGAAGUCAACAACAGCGUCAUGAAAACUGCCGAAAAUAUUGUUAUCAUGAGCAAAAAGCGGCGUGAAGCCAGGCGUCUGACUAUCGACGGCGAGCAUCAGCAAAGCUGCAAAGAGCUCAAGGCCAAGAUUGAAAAUAUAUAUGCGGCUAGGAAGAACAAGACGACCAUGUCUCGCCAGAUGCUACUGGAGAGGCUCGAAACUCUGAAUAACAGACGGGAGAACCUGGAGAAACUCAUCCUUACCAGCGUUAGCCAUAUUGAGCUCCAGACCAAGAACAUAAGUAGCGAGAUAGUGGCCAUGCUACAAGGCCGUCUUGAGGAACUUGAGGAGCUUCCCUCUGGAGCAACUGUGACUGUUUGA
Molecule: messenger RNA, 426 nt
Organism: Venustampulla echinocandica
Lineage: Eukaryota; Fungi; Ascomycota; Leotiomycetes; Helotiales; Pleuroascaceae
Exons: 3
Coding region: 1-426 (141 amino acids)
Source: RefSeq, a predicted model, not a curated record